AUGCUCUAUCUAGGCUGGCGGUACAAAGUGUCUGUCGAGAUUGCUGGCUCAGCAAGUGUAAAAGGAAAUUUCAAGGUUUCUUUAUCUGGAACACUAUAUGAAAUUUACAAGGGACUCAUCACACCUGGCAGCACAUACACGGCUUUCAUUGACCAGAAUAAAAAUCUUGGGACUGUCACUGGAGGGUUAUUUAUGUGGCACAGUGACCUCUCUAAUUUUUUUUUCUCAACUAAAUUAUUGGCUAAAUCUGUGACAGUGCAAUAUGGGAAAGAUGGUACCACGACUACAGUCUGUGGAUUGUAUAGAACAAUAAAAAACGAUUAUCAGCUUAUUGAUAGUUGUUUAUAUAAAGAUUACUUUGCUGACUGAAUAAAACUUAUUUAAAAACAAGAAAGAAUUUUGUUUUUUAAAUUAU
Bombina bombina (fire-bellied toad) is the source of this 415-nucleotide messenger RNA. RefSeq names its product pancreatic lipase-related protein 2-like. Bases 1 to 369 code for a protein of 122 amino acids. The record is from RefSeq and is a predicted model, not a curated record. NCBI's taxonomy places the organism in Eukaryota, Metazoa, Chordata, Amphibia, Anura, Bombinatoridae. Gene Ontology annotation, molecular function: protein binding. The transcript is spliced from 3 exons.